AAACCGCACUCACCCCAGAGUCCUGAAGCGCACAUUACUCAGAACCUGAAAGAUAUCGAGGUCACAUGGUGCGAACCUCGCGAAUGUGCAGGCACUCCACUGACCAACUACCAACUAGAGUUUCGGCCGACCAACCGGCGCGCUUGGCAGACUUUAACUGUCCCUGGUACUUUUGAUGAGCCACUCUGCAUCCCUGCAAGUCAGAAAAAUCUGUUUAUUCCUGUGUCAUCUAAGGAGACCAGCUCAACCCUGGCGGCUAACACCGACUAUUUUUUCCGUGUGGCUGCCAGAAAUGAAGUCGGUCUCAGUGAGUUCGCUGAGACCCGUGACUCUAUUCGAACACCUCUCAAGCCUGGUAAGCGGCUUAUACUUUAUUUGGCUGACAGCUUACGAUUGGCCUAG
Messenger RNA from Protopolystoma xenopodis, 402 nucleotides. The record is from the annotation of a GenBank genome assembly. Lineage: Eukaryota; Metazoa; Platyhelminthes; Monogenea; Polystomatidea; Polystomatidae.